UCUGCGUCAACGGUCACGUGAUCGCAUUCUCAAAGAGGUCUGUAAAGCGAUAAAAACCACAGUUUUAUAAUCUGAAGGGUUUGUUUUUAUUCUGAUCCCCAACAGCGAUGUCUUUCUGCUCGUUUUCCGGAGGUGAGAUCUAUAAAGACCACUUUGACACGGGAAUGUAUGUCUGCUCAAAAUGUGGCUACGAGCUGUUCUCCAGUAAGUCCAAAUAUGAGCACUCCUCGCCCUGGCCUGCCUUCACUGAGACCAUCCACAAGGACAGUGUCUCCAAAGAGGAAGAGAGAAGAGGAGCUUACAGGGUACGAUGUGGGAAGUGUGGUAACGGUCUGGGUCACGAGUUUGUGAACGAUGGUCCCAAACGUGGACUCUCACGUUUCUGAAUAUUCAGCAGCUCACUUAAGUUCAUCCCUAAAGAGACGGAUGGACAGUAGAGGGAACUGCUGGAUGGCGAGGUGAAGAUGGGUUUGAGUCUACAGAGUGGCUGUUCUGUGGCCAGUGCGGACAUUCAGUGACGUGUUCUGUGAUAAAGCCCACGGUGGACAUUCAGAACUCUGAAGUUCAUGACCUCACUGGUGAACAAGGACAAGUCUGCUCCUAACAUUUACCAAAUGUUGCACUAAUGAACCACCAGCCUUCUUCAUAAGUAUGUAAUUAGUGUAUAAAGGUUUUUAGGUAAAUCUAUACAAAGUUAGAGAAUGGUGGCAGAUGAUGGCUAUAGCAAUGAAAAUAAGUGCUUGGACUGUUACAGGUCCACCACCUCAAUCUCAUUUAGAUUUUUAGGAAGGAAAAAAAAAAACUUCGCUGAGAACAUUUCUGAGAUCAUAUUUUUGCACCAGCUGAAGUGUUUCACCAAAAAAAUAAAUAAUGUAUCCACAUAAUUGGAGCACUAAGAAUAAAAGUUUCAGUAUGUUAAAUUA
Molecule: messenger RNA, 923 nt
Organism: Pygocentrus nattereri (red-bellied piranha)
Lineage: Eukaryota; Metazoa; Chordata; Actinopteri; Characiformes; Serrasalmidae
Gene: msrb1a
Product: methionine sulfoxide reductase B1a
Exons: 4
Molecular function (GO): peptide-methionine (R)-S-oxide reductase activity
Source: RefSeq, a predicted model, not a curated record